Messenger RNA from Panicum virgatum (switchgrass), 2918 nucleotides. RefSeq lists its product as uncharacterized. The coding region runs from base 709 to 1605 and encodes 298 amino acids. The transcript has 4 exons. The record is from RefSeq and is a predicted model, not a curated record. Lineage: Eukaryota; Viridiplantae; Streptophyta; Magnoliopsida; Poales; Poaceae.
GAUUUUUUUCCCCUCUAGUUUGCCCCAUUUGACAUUCUUGCAUUUCCAAACCAGGGGUUUAGUGCCUGCACUGCAUUUGAUAUGAGUAAGGGGGUUCUUGGUGUCUGCAAUGACUUCAACAAAGAAGAAGGGGUUCUUGGUUAGCUUCUCCGCCUGAUCCAAAUUAGUUCUGCAGAAAGAUUCGAGAUUUGGGUACCGGAAUUUUGUUGAUUGGCAAAGAGGCCGGAGGUGGUAAGCAGAUGGGUGCGGUGACAAGGGCCAAGAAGCGGAGGCUGGAUGAAGAGUCCAGCAACCCAGAACUGGCACCUCGAGGAGGAGAAGACCUGAUAAGCCGUCUCCCGGAUGAUAUCCUCAUCGGCAUCAUCACCAUCCUCCCUGGCAAAGAUGCUGCCCGCACACAGAUGCUCUCGUUGCAGUGGCGCCCUCUCUGGCGCUCUGCACCUCUCAAUCUCGAGGCCAGGGUCAAUGGCGGUACAGUGGGAAAGGCUGUGGCCACCAUCUGCUAACCCACAAGGGCCCUGUCCGUCGAUUCUCCCUCAGUUGGAGCUAUGACUCGGAUCCCCCAGGUUCGAAAUCCUCCAGGAGUUUGAACUGUUCUAUAAUAAUAAUUGCUCUCAAAAUCAUCCAGUUCCACGGUCUGUACUCCGUCUAUCUCAUACUCUCCGAGUUCUCAGCAUUCGGUCAGUGUGUGACAGACUUCAGUUUCCCAUGGAGACUGCUUGCAUGCUCAAUUUCCCACACCUCAAGGAGCUCGCCCUAUCCACUGUCGACAUCGCGGAUAGCACUAUCCAUUGUCUUCUUUCACAAUGCCCUGUCUUGGAGAGCUUUGUGCUGGAUGACACUAGAGGCUGUCGUCGUCUCCGGAUCUGCUCCUUGAGCCUUCAGAGCCUUGGUGUGCAAGAUACUUAUUUCUCUGUAGAGGGAAAGCUGGAGGAAGUAAUUAUCGAGAAUGCCCCACUCCUAGAAAGGCUUACCCCACGAAUUAUACGGCACGAAGGAUUUGUUAUUCGGGUUAUUCAGGCUCCGAAACUGAAAACAUUGGGCUAUCUAAGCGAUAAGAUCUCCACACUUGAGCUUGGAACCAUGGUUUUCCAGAAACUGGUGCCUGUUAGUUUGUCCAAUGUGAUGCGUGCUAUGAAGAUUUUAGCCCUUAGCACCGCUCCUAAUCUGGAUGUUGUUGUUGACUUCUUAAAAUGCUUUCCGUGCAUGGAGAAGCUAUACAUCGUGGCAAUCAAACAAGGAAACUUCAAGAAUGUACGGCGAUAUGUUUCACUUGAGUGCCUUGAUCUACAUCUCAAGAUGGUGGAAUUUAUUAACUAUCAAGGAGACUUGACAGAUUUGAACUUCAUCAAGUUCUUCGUAUUAAAUGCUCGAGUGCUAGAAUGUAUAAAGUUUGUAUCCCGUCGUGACAAAUGUGACGCAAAAUGGAUUCAAAAACAACAUCAGAGGCUACAACUUUAUUCCAGAGCUUCACGGGGUGUUACACUUGAUUUUCAAGCUGAUUAUGGGGCAUCUAGUUUGGUACACAUGAAGCACAUCUGUGAUUUGACUAAAGAUGAUCCCUUUGAUAGAUCAUUUUGUAGAUGCCGUGAUGAGGAAAUAUGAAUUCCUUUGAAGCUGUUUAUUAGUCUUAUGCAUUGGUGCAUGGACAUAUUGAUGUUGCUAGGCGGAAAGGACUACUGUGCUGCUAUGUUGACAACCAAGUGCAAUUUUGAAUUCUGAUAGACCCAAUAUGUACGUCUUUUGGAUAGUUCACUACGGAUUUAAGUUAUGUCAUUAAUGCACUCUAUUUAUAAAUUGUGUUUGUGUUUUUGUCUCAUAUCCUGUGGCCAUGAUAGGACUCGUGUUUUAAUAUUACGGGGAAUAACUACAUAAUGAUCCGUAGUGGGAAAAGUAUAAGUUGCUUGUUUGCACAAUUUUAGUUUAUGAGUUUGAAUAUGGGUUAGUGCUUUAAACCCUAUCGGUUCAAUGAAAACUGUAACCUGCUUGGUAUGGAUCAAGCAGUAUGAUGAAUGUUUACUGUUCUAACUUGCAUUUUUUUUAUUCUCCUACAUUUCCUAACCUGCAUUUUGGAUCAUGAUUGCGUAGCGUAUUAGGAGUUUCCUAAUAUUAAAUUGCAAAGCCUAUAAGCAGGCCAAUUUAUCUUGGUUCAGCUCAAUUUAUCUGCAAAUUGUAUCACAUAUCAAUACAUGACCAUGGUGUGCAAGCCCAGCUGACAUGUGCAGCUACCUUGAAUCCGUGAUCUGAUAUGAUGCUGGCGUUCGUCUUAGAAAUCGUCCUGCAGGAGGCAGAGGCAGAGACAGACACAGAGAAGGAUCAGAUUUGUAGCAGUGAAGACUGAAGAACUACACAUAGGCAAAGAGAGAAUGUUUGGCUUUGAAACCGCUUGCUGCAAAAGCAGAGAAAAAGAUCAGAUUUGGUAGAAGUAGUGAAGAACUGCGGAUGCAAAGGGUGAGCAAAUUGUUGAACAAGUAUGGACCCGAUUGAUGGCUUAAAGGUGAGAUCAGCGGCCCAAAGCAUAUUCAUUCAGGCUGCUAAACACACAGAUGAGAAGGCGUCGUGGGGCUGGCCACGGGCCUGCACAAGGACGGGUCGGCGUACCCACUGGUGGUGACCGUGCUGCCCGACGUCCACAGUUGAGCUGCGUGCUCAAGCGUCGAGGUUUACACUCAGCUUAUGUGUAAUUUUGUCGUCGGUUAUGCCAUUGUGGGGGUUGUUUCGAUUUGACAGUGUCAGAGUGGAUUUGUUUGGAAAAAAAGGUUUAGGGAGCCAGUUCAAUUCUGGCCCAAAUUUCAAGGAUUUAUUUUUCAAAACUACCAGAUCCAAGUUAGCCAUGAGUAGUGUACUUGUAAUCGUUUGGCUGAAUACCUGUAAUUGUCUCCAUGAGUAAAGUACUUGCCGGAUAUAUUUACAGAGGA